Messenger RNA from Saitoella complicata NRRL Y-17804, 1014 nucleotides. Its product is annotated as Gtr1/RagA G protein Gtr2. Gene Ontology annotation, molecular function: GTP binding; GTPase activity. The transcript is spliced from 3 exons. NCBI's taxonomy places the organism in Eukaryota, Fungi, Ascomycota, Saitoellomycetes, Saitoellales, Saitoellaceae. Gene Ontology annotation, biological process: positive regulation of TOR signaling; regulation of autophagy; cellular response to starvation. Gene Ontology annotation, cellular component: Gtr1-Gtr2 GTPase complex; nucleus; fungal-type vacuole membrane. The record is from RefSeq and is a predicted model, not a curated record. The coding region runs from base 1 to 1014 and encodes 337 amino acids.
AUGGGACUGAGACGCUGCGGAAAAUCCUCAAUACAAAAAGUCGUCUUCCACAAGAUGCCGCCAAACGAGACGCUGUUCUUGGAGAGUACGAGUAAGAUCACAAAGGACAACAUCAAUUCAUUUAUCGACUUCCAAGUUUGGGACUUCCCUGGCCAAAUCGACUUCUUUGACCCCACCUUCGACGCGGACUCCAUUUUUGGUGAAAUCGGAGCGCUGAUUUUCAUCAUUGAUGCACAGGACGAUUACUUGGACGCACUACAGAAGCUCCACGUUACGAUCACGAGAGCAUUAGCGGUGAACCCGAAUAUCCACCUCGAGGUUUUUAUCCAUAAGGUCGAUGGUUUGAGCGAUGAUUACAAGAUAGACACCCAACGCGACAUCCAGCAACGCACCUCCGACGAACUCGCCGACGUCGGCCUCGACAAUGUCACCCUAAACUUCCACCUAACCUCAAUCUACGACCACUCAAUCUUCGAAGCCUUCUCAAAAGUCAUCCAAAAACUAAUCCCACAACUCCCAACCCUCGAGAACCUCCUCAACAUUUUGUGCUCAAACUCUGGGAUCGAGAAAGCGUAUUUGUUUGAUGUGUUGAGCAAGAUAUAUAUUGCUACGGAUUCGAGUCCGGUUGAUAUGCAGAGUUAUGAGAUUUGUUCGGAUUUUAUUGAUGUUGUUAUUGACGUGUCGACAAUCUACGGAUACGACCGCCCCACCCCCUCCUUACCACCCACCUCCACCUCCACCACCACCCCCACCGACCCCGACUCCGCCGGCUCAAUCAUCAAACUCUCCAACGGCCUCGUCCUCUACCUUCGCGAAAUAAACCGCUACCUCGCACUCAUAUGUCUCAUGCGAUCCGAGGCACUCGAUAAACAUGGAUUGGUGGAGUGGAAUGUCGGAUGUUUUCAGAAGGCGAUUGAGGAGGUUUUUGAUAUUGAGAAGAGGAGUGGGGUUCCGACGCCCGGGGGGCCGGAGGAGGGGGGGGAGGGGGUUCGGAUUGAGUUGGCCAUUGUAUGA